AUGGGUUUUACCGACCUGCUGGAGGAGGCGGGCGGGUUUGGCAGGUACCAGUGGUUCCAUGUGAUUCUCAUCAGUUGCCCGGGUCUGCUGAUGGCCGGCCAGAACCUCCUCAACAACUUUGUGUCAGGAAGCCCUACUCACCACUGCCGCUUGCCUGCUAAUUACAGUCUGCUGAACCUGUCUCAGGCUUACCAGGUGGACGAACAGCAGAUGCUGAGAGUCUUCAUCCCCGUUGACUCAACAGGAAGUCGACUGGACCGCUGUAGAAGGUAUGUGACGCCACAGUGGCAGCUGCUAGGCGCCAACAGCUCAUCUAAUGUCAGCCUUCUGGAGACCGAGGAAUGUGUGGACGGAUGGACGUUCGACCGCUCUGAGUUCUUGGAGACCACCGUCUCUGAGUGGGGCCUGGUGUGCUCUCUCCGUCCUCUCAAACAGAUGAUCCAGACCAUUUAUAUGGGCGGAGUUUUAGCAGGGGCUAUCAUUUUCGGGGGUUUGUCGGACCGGUAUGGGAGGCGUUCCGUCCUGAUAUGGUCGUACUUCCAGCUGGUUGUGCUAGGCUGCUGCUCCGCCCUCUCCCCAACGUACACCGCCUACUGCGUCUUUAGGUUCCUGAGUGGAAUGGCGGUUUCCGGCGUGAUCCUGAACGGAGCAUCGCUGAAGGUGGAAUGGAUACCGACCAAACAGAGGACAUUGGUGGGCACGCUCACGUCCUUCUUCUUCACAUUUGGUCAAAUGAUCCUGGCGGGCCUCGCCUAUUGGCUGAGAGACUGGAGGAAGCUGCAGGUGGCCGUCUGCACACCGCUCUUCCUGUUCUUUACAUACUGCUGGUCAGCAUUUCAAAAUAAAAUUCUGAGUCAGUGAUGGUGGUUUGCUGAGUCUGCUCGUUGGUUGGUUCUAAAUCGGCGGUCCGAGGACGCAUUGAAAGCUCUUCAGAGAGUCGCCCGAAUCAACGGAAAGCCUGAAGUGGUUGAAAAGUUGAACAUAGAGGUGCUCCACUCCCACAUGAGCAAGGAAAUUGAGUCCAGUCGGAUAACACACACGGCUGUGGACCUGCUAAAGACGCCCUGCAUGAGACGCAUCUCCAUCUGUCUGGUCGCUGUUUGGUUUGCCACCAGUUUUGCUUACUAUGGUUUGGCGAUGGACUUGCAGAAAUUCGGGGUGAGUAUUUACCUGAUGCAAAUCAUCUUCGGAGCCGUAGAUUUUCCCGCCAAAGUGCUGGCUCUGGGCAUGCUCACUUACCUGGGGAGGCGGAUCUCUCAGGCAUCCUGUCUCUUCCUGUCAGCCAUCAUCAUCUUCGCUAACAUCUUUGUUCCAACAGACAUGCAGACUCUUCGGACCACCUUGGCGUGUCUUGGUAAAGGUUUCACAUCGGCCUCGUUCACGACAGUCUACCUGUACACUGGAGAGUUGUACCCAACCGUAAUCAGGCAGACUGGGAUGGGCUUCGUUUCUACCAUGGCACGGGUUGGCAGCAUGGCGGCGCCCGCUGUCCUCAUCCUGGACGAGGUAUUCCCAGCUUUCCCCAGCCUUGUGUACGGGGGGGCGGCCGUGAUAGCAGGGUGCUUCGCCUGCUUUUUGCCAGAGACCCUCAACCUGCCACUUCCUGACACCAUUGAAGACGUGGAGGAAAAGUGGUGUGGAAGAAGCUCCGCCUCUCAACAGAAAGAGGAUGUGGCUCUGAAGGAGGACAUGUGUUUAAAAGAGUUGAAGGAAACAGAAGGGAGUGGCCUCAACGCCCUGUGACCAAUCAGAGUGCUUCUGGGACUGAAACCCCAUCGACCAGAUUUGUGAUGAGACAU
Messenger RNA from Salarias fasciatus (jewelled blenny), 1799 nucleotides. It is a transcript of the gene oatx, whose product is annotated as organic anion transporter X. Gene Ontology annotation, cellular component: membrane. Lineage: Eukaryota; Metazoa; Chordata; Actinopteri; Blenniiformes; Blenniidae. Gene Ontology annotation, biological process: transmembrane transport. The record is from RefSeq and is a predicted model, not a curated record. The transcript is spliced from 15 exons. Gene Ontology annotation, molecular function: transmembrane transporter activity.